AUGGCCACGCCGGAGCCAGAAGUCCUUUCUCCCGCCGCCGUCCCUGAUUUGGAGUGGUGUGAGAAGUCGGAAGAAACUCAUGUUCCCUGUGUAGAUCUCCUUGAGACAGUUACCUCUGCCCAGGAACCUUCCAACGCAUGGGAGCCCUUUUGUCCAAGAGACGGUCUGGUGCCAGUGGUGCUUCCCGGGCCUGUAAGCCAGGAAGGCUGUUAUCAGUUUUCUUGUGAGUUUCUGAAGCAUAUCACGCACCAGCGCCAGCAGCUCCCUCUGCCGUAUGAACAGCUGAAGCGCUUCUACCGAAAACCACCUCAGCAGGCAGAGGACACCGUGAGGAAGAAACCUCGGGUCACCAGCGAGGUGAACAUCAGGAAAUGUCAGCAGGCCCUGGCAGAACUGGAGAGUGUCCUCGGUCAUCUACAGGACUUCUUUGCCCGGACACUAGUGUUGAUCCUCCUUGGGGGCAAAGCCAUAAACCCCAAGGAAUUCUAUGAACUGGACUUGUCCAGGCUGGCCCCCUUCAGUGUGGACCAGGGCCUGAGCACAGCAGCUUGUCUGAGACGUCUCUUUCGAGCUAUUUUCAUGGCUGAUGCCUUUAGUGAGCUACAGGUUCCUCCGCUCAUGGGCACCAUUAUCAUGGUACAGGGACACCGCGACUGUGGAGAAGAUUGGUUCCGACCCAAGCUCAACUACAGAGUGCCCAGCCGGGGCCACAAACUCACUGUGACCCUGUCGUGUGGCAGGCCUUCCAUCCCAGCCAUGGCUUCGGAGGAUUACAUUUGGUUCCAGGCCCCAGUGACACUUAAAGGCUUCCAUGAAUGAGUGAAUGAGGGUGCUUUUUAAUCGUGAAAACAAUGGC
Jaculus jaculus (lesser Egyptian jerboa) is the source of this 856-nucleotide messenger RNA. RefSeq names its product MAD2L1-binding protein-like. Lineage: Eukaryota; Metazoa; Chordata; Mammalia; Rodentia; Dipodidae. Gene Ontology annotation, biological process: regulation of exit from mitosis. The record is from RefSeq and is a predicted model, not a curated record. Gene Ontology annotation, cellular component: nucleus.